AUGAAUCUGUAUUUGGAUGGGUUGUGUUGCGGCGGUUCAUCUGUGCACGAUAAGACAUUGAAUAUUAGCUGCAAUGUUUCUACUACGGAAGGCUUAGAAGAACUGGCUCGAUUUUGGACCUGCGAAGAUAUGGGAUCAACCAAGAACAAUUCACCGGAAGAAGCACGCUGUGAAGAGCGUUCGAUUCAGCGUGGGGAAAGCGGCCGCUACACUGUAUCAUUGCCAAAGGAUGAGGACAAACUAAAACAAUUGGGCGAUUCUAAGGGGAUCGCAUUCCGACGUCUCCAAGGUACGGAUCGAAGAUUGGAAAGGGAUGCUGCAUUACGGGAGCAGUACAAGGCCUUCAUGACCGAAUAUGUGCGAUUGGGUCAUAUGCGGAGAGUCAAUGCUACCAUUCGCAAUACGGAUAAAUGGUGUUAUUUAUCACAUCAUCCGGUGGUUAAAGAGGCAAGUACCGCCACCAAGGUUAGGGUAGUAUUCGACGCCUCCUGCAAAACGGCCUCAGGAGUGUCGUUGAACGAUGCAUUGCUGGUAGGGCCAGUAAUACAAGAGGACUUGAGGUCGAUUAUUCUCCGUUGCCGAACAAGGCAGAUAAUGCUGGUUGCUGAUGUCGAGAAAAUUUUUCGUCAAAUUAAUGUGAACUCCGACGAACGACAUCUUCAAUCGAUUCUAUGGCGCUCAUCACCAAGGGAUGAGGCAGUUACCUAUGAGCUGAACACCGUUACUUACGGAACCAAGCCUGCUCCAUUUUUGGCCACAAGGACACUGAAACAGCUAGCGAUGGAUGAGGAGCAACGAUAUCCGCUCGCUGCCAAGGCAAUUACGGAAGACACAUACAUGGAUGAUGUACUCACGGGUUCUGAUGAUGCAGCGGAGACGAUGAGGAUGCAAUUGGACAAGCUGAUGGUUAUUGGGGGAUUCCAGCUCAGGAAGUGGGCAUCCAAUUGUGUCGAGGUUUUACGUGGAAUUCCCGAGGAAAAUCUGGCGAUCAGGGGUUCAGAAAUCGAAUUAGAUCCAAACCCAUCGAUUAAGACACUAGGAUUAGUGUGGCAGCCUAAAACAGACGUGUUCAAAUUUCAAUUCAGCAUACCUUCGAUUGAUGAUAAUCUGCUUAUUACCAGGAGGCAACUUUUGUCGAUCAUUGCGACUCUGUUUGAUCCUCUGGGUCUGGUAGACGCGACCAUUGCAAUGGCCAAGCUUUUCAUGCAGCAAUCUUGGACGUUGCGUGACGAACACGAUCAGAGAUUUGGCUAG
Messenger RNA from Topomyia yanbarensis, 1254 nucleotides. RefSeq lists its product as uncharacterized. Lineage: Eukaryota; Metazoa; Arthropoda; Insecta; Diptera; Culicidae. The record is from RefSeq and is a predicted model, not a curated record. Bases 1 to 1254 code for a protein of 417 amino acids. The transcript has a single exon.